CACCUGCUAGACCACUAUAAAGCCCAAGAAAUGGACAGACACCAAAAAUGGUGCCCAGGGAGGCUGUAGAGCAUGGGUCACCCGAGCCCUCGUCACCCCAGGGAGAGGACUCUGGGCCUGAUCUGGUGGACCUACUGGGCUGGGCUUUGGACCAGAGCCACCAUUCCUGCUGCUCUUCAGGAUUCCAGAGAAUUUGAGAGGAAACAGAACGCAUUGUGGCCAGGCAUGUGACAGUGGGAUCUGGAAGCUACUGAGCUUCUGCGUGGGUGGUAGGCGGGCUUUCUCUGGAGGACGUCAGAUGUCAGUCACUGGAGGUGUUUUCUGAUCAGUCUGGGUUUACCAGAGACCUUUUGCUUGCUGCAAGGCUAAGUGGGGCGAGGCUGCAGGCAUCCAGCAGUGAGCUGGCCUGUGUCUCCUCCUCUGCCUCUCACCCUUAAUAAGUAGUUGUUGAAUGAAUGAAUAGUAUUUGAAUAUCCUUCAGUCUGAGCUGAAAGACAUACAUUCACUCAAAAGCGAAGCAACAGAGGCUAUAUGAAAGAGGACAAGCUUGGAGGUCAGAAUCCCACUCCCAGCCUUUAACCCUUUCAAAGCCUUGGGUUGGCAAACUUUCUGUAAAGGGCCAGAUGGUUUUGCAGGCCAAGAGGUGAAAUCGAACAUACUAUGUGAGUACUUACAUAACUGUUUAAAAAUAUAAAAACUAUUUAAAAAUAUAAAAAUCACUUCUUAGCUGGUGGGCCCUACGGAAUCAGAAAAUGAGCAGGAUUUCACCUGGGCCACACUUGGGCGACUACUGCUCCUUGUUUCCUUUAUCUGCAAGUUGUGACCAGCCCUUGUCCUAUUGGGACUGGAGAGUGUCCAUACGCCAGAGGUAAGGCAUCUGGCAGCCUUUAGUACAUGAUAACAGCACAAUCCUAAAAGCCCUAUGAUGUGGAAGGCUUACCAGGUCCCCAGCACUGCUCUGAGAAUAUGAACUCCUCUGACCCUAUUAUGAUCUCUGUUUUACAGAAGAGAAAACUGAGGCUCAGAGUGAUACAGUCACUUGCCCAAGGCAGAGCUGGGAUAUGAACCCAGGUAGUUGGACUCCAGAGUACCUGCACUUAACAACCAUGGUCGACUGCUCUAGGAGUCCUUGUUGCUGCUAUUAACUCAUUCUCAGUCAUCCUAAGGUCAUCUAAAGUGAGCCAGCCCAUGGAUCCUCUCCAAACAAUGAAUGGCACACAAGCGUCCCUAUUUGGCUGUGGUGUGUAUGUGUUUCUUUUAUUUGGCCACUGAUUUACUCCCUGAGUUACAAUUGCUUGGGCCUGUUGGUUUGACAUCUCUGAGCACAGGCUCGGGGAUGGAGGGGAGAUGAAGGGGAGGAGGCCUGGGGAUGGUUGAGUCAAGUGGGAGAGGCAUCCAGUUUACAAACAUGCAGACGAGGCAAUCUGUGUCUAAUUGCCUUUGGAGCAUGAGUUGGUUUCUCUCAGUUCUGAAAAGAAAGACAAAGGGUGGGGCCAGAAGAGGAACUAGAGGGAAGUCCUUUAAAGAAUGGAAAAAAGUGGCCUGGUUUCAGUCUGGAAGCAGGGGGAUGGACAAGGUGACCUCUCAGGGCUGCAUCCUGCCUCCCCGUUGAGCUGGGGAGUGUAUAGCCCACAGCGGAAACUACUUCAUAGGUGCAGAUGUUCUCCUUACAGUUUGGGUUUUCAAAAACCCCUUUUAAAUUUUUUAAAAUAUAGACUGAGGUUGGAGAUACAGGAUCUGAGAGGAUUUACGAAAUCUCUCGUUCUCUCGGCUAGUCUGGAAAAGUUUUAGAUUAUUAUGAUGUUGGUGCUAUGGACGGAAGGUUUGUGUCUCCCCAAAAUUCAUAUGUUGAAAUCUUAAACCCCAGUGUGUUAGGGGGUAGAGCCUUUAGGAGGUAGUUAGUUCAUGAGGGUGGAGUCCUCAUGAAUGGGAUUAGCAACCUAAUAAAAGAAACCCAGGAGAGCUGCCUCACCCUCACGAGGACACACAGAGAAGACAUUUGUCUAUGAAGCAGGAAGUGGGCCCUCACUAGACACUGAAUGUGUCAGUACCUUGAUCUUGGAUGUCUCAGCCUCCAGAACUGUGAGAAAUAAAUUUCUGUUGUUUGCUACCUGACUGUCAACAUUGAGCCUCUCCCACCCGUGGUGGCUGGUGAUGCUGUGACCUUGAAGUGUAACUUCAAGACAGAUGGCCGCAUGCGUGAGAUCGUGUGGUACCGGGUGACGGAUGGCGGCACCAUCAAGCAGAAGAUCUUUACUUUCGACGCCAUGUUCUCCACCAACUUCUCCCACAUGGAGAACUACCGCAAGCGAGAGGACCUGGUGUACCAGUCCACCGUGAGGCUGCCCGAGGUCCGCAUCUCUGACAACGGUCCUUACGAGUGCCACGUGGGCAUCUACGACCGCGCUACGAGGGAGAAGGUGGUCCUGGCAUCAGGCAACAUCUUCCUCAACGUCAUGGGUGAGUGCAGGGUUCUUGGCACUGGCGUCACUGUGUGCGUGCACGUGUGCCUGUCUCCUCCCACCUCCAUUGAGGUGGUGGCCGCUGAUACACCAGCCCCCUUCAGCCGCUACCAAGCCCAGAACUUCACGCUGGUCUGCAUCGUGUCGGGAGGGAAACCGGCGCCCACGGUUUAUUUCAAACGAGAUGGGGAGCCCAUCGACGCAGUGCCCCUGUCAGAGCCGCCGGCUGCUAGCUCCGGCCCCCUCCAGGACAGCAGGCCCUUCCGCGGCCUGCUGCACCGUGACCUGGACGACACCAAGAUGCAGAGGUCACUGUCCCUGCUGGACGCUGAGAGCCGGGGCGGGCAUUCCUACACAGAGCGCCCCUCCCGCAGCCUGACCCCGGAUCCCUUUAUCAAUGACCCGGCGACCACCGAGAACAUCCCCGAGACGGUGGUGAGCCGCGAGUUCCCCCGCUGGGUCCAUAGCUCCGAGCCCGUCUACUUCCUGAGCCACAGCCGUACGCCGGGCAGUGACGGCACCGUGGAGGUGCGCGCCCUGCUCACCUGGACGCUCAACCCGCAGAUCGACAACGAAGCCCUCUUCAGCUGUGAGGUCACGCACCCGGCACUGUCGAUGCCCAUGCAGGCAGAGGUCACGCUGGUUGCCCCCAAAGGACCCCAAAUCAUGAUGACGCCCAGCAGAGCCCGGGUCGGGGACACAGUGAGGAUUCUGGUCCAUGGAUUUCAGAACGAAGUCUUCCCAGAGCCCAUGUUCACAUGGACGCGGGUUGGGAGCCGCCUCCUGGACGGCAGCGCUGAGUUUGACGGGAAGGAGCUGGUGCUGGAGCGGGUUCCCGCUGAGCUCAACGGCUCCAUGUACCGCUGCACGGCCCAGAACCCUCUGGGCUCCACCGACACACACACCCGGCUCAUCGUGUUUGAAAACCCAAAUAUCCCAAAAGGAACGGAGGACUCCAAUGGUUCCACGUCUGGCCCUGCUGGCAUCCGGCUCACCUUGGUGCUCGCCCUGACAGUGGUCCUGGAGCUGACGUGAAGGCUCAGCCCUGCUCCCUCCAUUCCAUCUGGCACUGACAUCUCUGCAAUUGGUUUUCAUUUCUUUUCUAAACUACUUCCAGUCUUGUUCUUAGUCUCUUUCUGUCCAUGUCUUGGCUUCUUUGGUCAGUUUAAUUAAAACAGAACAUUUUUCCCCACCUCAGUCUAUGGCUCUGUAUUCUUCCUGGUCUAUAGCAGCAACUGGG
Aethalodelphis obliquidens (Pacific white-sided dolphin) is the source of this 3702-nucleotide messenger RNA. RefSeq names its product immunoglobin superfamily member 21 (gene IGSF21). Bases 2196 to 3497 code for a protein of 433 amino acids. NCBI's taxonomy places the organism in Eukaryota, Metazoa, Chordata, Mammalia, Artiodactyla, Delphinidae. The record is from RefSeq and is a predicted model, not a curated record. Gene Ontology annotation, cellular component: adherens junction. Gene Ontology annotation, biological process: homophilic cell-cell adhesion; heterophilic cell-cell adhesion. The transcript is spliced from 10 exons.